This is a messenger RNA of Pyrus x bretschneideri (Chinese white pear), 998 nucleotides long. RefSeq names its product U1 small nuclear ribonucleoprotein C-like. Gene Ontology annotation, molecular function: zinc ion binding; pre-mRNA 5'-splice site binding. Gene Ontology annotation, cellular component: nucleus; U1 snRNP. The transcript has 6 exons. Lineage: Eukaryota; Viridiplantae; Streptophyta; Magnoliopsida; Rosales; Rosaceae. The coding region runs from base 139 to 735 and encodes 198 amino acids. The record is from RefSeq and is a predicted model, not a curated record. Gene Ontology annotation, biological process: spliceosomal snRNP assembly; mRNA splicing, via spliceosome; mRNA 5'-splice site recognition.
ACCAAGUCCAGAACCUUCAAUUCAUUACUUUCUCAGGUGCACUGGCGGGUAGCCAGAACCUUCUUCUUUCUUCAAGUCCCCUAGGGUUUUUGCAUUACUCCAGUUUCAGUAAAUCCCUAAUUCCAGCGAUUCAGAGCAAUGCCAAGGUAUUACUGUGAUUACUGCGAUACUUAUUUGACCCACGAUUCGCCUUCAGUGAGAAAGCAACACAAUGCUGGUUAUAAACACAAGGCGAACGUGCGGGAGUACUAUCAGCAAUUUGAGCAGGAACAAACCCAAAGUUUGAUUGACCAACGGAUCAAAGAGCACCUUGGCAAUUCUGCAGCUUAUGGUGGUCAGCCUUACGGGAAUAUUGGUGCAGCUUACAAUCAACAUCUAAUGUCUCAGCCCCGUCUUCCUGGCAUGCCACAAAUGAUGGCUCCAGGGAUUAGGCCUCCUGUUUUGCCAAGACCUCCUGUACUCAGUGCUCCAGGUUACGGCACUGCUCCACACAUGAUCCCAAUGAUGGCUCCACCUGGUGCUCCCAGCAUGCCUGGUCAAUUAAAUGCUCCCAUGAGGCCUCCUCCUGCUUUAAAUCCUCCACCAGCAGUUCCUGGCAGCGCAGCACCAAAUGCUUCUAAUGGUGCCCCUCCUAUGGCUGCACCCCCGAUGUAUCAACCCAAUCCAACAGCACCAACGAGUGGAGGCUAUGAAAGUUUCAAUCCGAAUACUCAACCUCCUGAUUCUAGUCAGUAAUGUGUCAAAUUGCACCUUCGUCGUAGAAGUCUUCUGCCAUAGUUCGGUCUAAUGGGACUUUCAUCAUGUGAUGCAAACCAGGAGCUGAGAAAAGUGGAGAGUAUGAUUGUAUCCUCUAUUUAAAGUUGCACAUCUUAUUUGGACUUCUUGUAUUUAUAAGAGCAAUUUGUCGAAAAUGUGCGGUCUGAGACCGACUUAAAACGUGUGGUUCUUACCCGUGUUAUUUUAAGAUCGUAUGAUGUUGGCAUUUGAACAUUCUUUUA